Messenger RNA from Xenopus laevis (African clawed frog), 6296 nucleotides. It is a transcript of the gene lrig1.L, whose product is annotated as leucine-rich repeats and immunoglobulin like domains 1 L homeolog. The transcript is spliced from 19 exons. NCBI's taxonomy places the organism in Eukaryota, Metazoa, Chordata, Amphibia, Anura, Pipidae. The record is from RefSeq and is a predicted model, not a curated record. Bases 959 to 4108 code for a protein of 1049 amino acids.
CCAAUGAACGGCGGCGACACAGCGGAAGGUGUGAGGGCGCCUCGCGGGAGCCAAUGAGAACACAGCUUACACGCUGCCAGUGUCUGUGCCUGUGGCUGCCCCGAGAGCUGAGCUGGGUCUGAGCUAUCGCUGCGCUGCCCGGGACUCGGCACGGACACUGAGCUUUACCCGCCCGAGUGGAUCUAUCUCUGUAUUCAGCCUCAGCCGGAGCACCCCGCGUGGAUUAGGGGCCCCGCGAGUAAUUGGAUUCCUCUGUUCCCCGGGACUGCGCUGCGCCGGACUGGAUCUUUCUCUGUUCCCCGGGACUGUGCGUCUGCCGCCUGCGAUUUACUCUCAGUCUGGGGAUCAGCGCUCACACAUGACUGAUGCCUCCUGAGAGUUACAACUCGCUGAGUAUGGGGAGAGCAGUGACGUGCGGAGCUUAACCCCCCUCAGCCCCCCAAAAACUCCUUAUUUGCCCCCUCCUCCCCAUUAUUUCUGCUACAACCACUCAAAAAUCCUUUACACCCCUCUUAAAUCCUUUACACCCCUCUUAAAUCCUUUACACCCCUCUUAAAUCCUCUGCACCCCUCUUAUAUCCUCUGCACCCCUCUUAUAUCCUCUGCACCCCUCUUAUAUCCUCUGCACCCCUCUUAUAUCCUCUGCACCCCUCUUAAAUCCUCUGCACUUAUAUCCUCUGCACCCCUCUUAUAUCCUCUGCACCCCUCUUAAAUCCUUUGCACCCCUCUUUAAUCCUCUGCACCCCUCUUUUAUCCUCUGCACCCCUCUUUUAUCCUCUGCACCCCUCUUUUAUCCUCUGCACCCCUCUUUUAUCCUCUGCACCCCUCUUUUAUCCUCUGCACUCCUCUUUUAUCCUCUGCACCCCUCUUAUAUCCUCUGCACCCCCUUAUAUCCCUUUCUCCUCUCCCCUGGAUUUGUCAUCGGUUCUGAUCUGUCACCCCAACAACUGGACCCCAACAUGCAGCCUAUAACAGGCAGGAGCUCCUUCCUGGAUAUUUUCCUUCUCCUCCUGAUCUUUCAUUUGGGAAUGGGAUCCAGUCUCCCCCAACAUCCCUUCUGUCCCUCCAGCUGCACCUGCACUAGGGACCUGGUGGACUGCAGUAACCUGGGCCUGACAGCGCCCCCCUCUGACCUCCCAGCCUGGACUGUACACCUAAACCUGAGCUCCAACAAACUGAAGGAGAUCGAUCCGGCCGCCUUCGCCCAGCUCCCAGAACUCAAGGAAGUAAACCUGGGAAACAAUGAACUGACUGGCAUCCCACACCUUGGUGCUGCUGCUCCUCAAGUAACUGCCCUGUCACUGCACCAUAACAAGAUCCGCACCAUCCAUCCCUCCCAUCUGAAACACUACGUUGCCCUGGAAACGCUAGACUUAAGCUCCAAUGAGCUGACAGAGAUCCGAAGCGCUUCGCUCCCUGCAGGACUGAGGAUUAAGGAGCUCCACCUGGGAAGCAACAAGAUCAGCAGUUUGGAGCCGGGUUCCUUUGACAGCCUGUCACGCUCGCUGCUUACACUUCGUCUGAGCAAAAACAGAAUCUCUCAGCUUCCUGUCAAAGUGUUCCGACUGCCCAGACUAACCCAACUGGAGCUGAACCGGAAUCGCAUUCGCUUGAUUGAAGGGCUGACGUUCCAGGGGCUGGAAAGUUUGGAAGUUUUAAAAUUGCAGAGGAACAAUAUCAGCAAGUUAACAGAUGGCGCGUUCUGGGGCCUCUCAAGAAUGCAGAUCCUGCAUCUGGAAAAUAACAGCCUGACGGAAGUGAACAGCGGAUCUCUGUACGGACUCCUGUCCCUGGAGCAGCUUCACCUGAGCAACAACUCAAUAUCUUCAAUCAGUUCCGCCGGCUGGAGCUUCUGCCAGAAACUGCAAGAGCUGGUCCUGUCCCACAACAAUCUGACCAGACUGGACGAGGGAAGCCUCGCAGACUUGGGAGCCCUGGACGUGUUGCGCCUCAGCCAUAACUCGAUCAGCCAUAUAGCAGAGGGGGCGUUUAAAGGUCUUAAAAGCCUGCGGAUUUUGGAGCUGGACCAUAACGAGAUAUCUGGCACAAUAGAGGACACGAAUGGGCCUUUUAUAGGUCUUGAAAGUCUGAACAAGCUAACUCUGUUUGGAAACAAGAUCAAAUCGGUGGCCAAGAGAGCGUUCUCAGGGAUCGAGAGCUUGGAGCACCUAAACCUUGGGGAAAAUGCCCUCAGGUCUGUGCACAGCGAGGCAUUUGGGGAAUUGAAGAACCUCAAGGAAAUAUACAUCAGUAGCAGCAGCUUUCUGUGCGACUGUCAUCUCAAGUGGCUCCCCCAUUGGCUGUCCAGCCGUCGCCUCCAGAACAAGGUCAAAGCCACGUGUGCCCACCCAGGCUCCCUGAACAACACCAGUAUAUUCAGCGUGCCCCCCCGGAGCUUUGUGUGCGAUGAUCUGCCCAAACCUCAGAUCAGAGUUCAACCAGAGAUCACAAUGGCGGUGCUUGGGAAAGAUAUACGCUUCACGUGUUCGGCGGCAAGCAGCAGCCCGUCGCCCAUUACGUUCGCAUGGAAAAAGGACAAUGAGGUCCUGCACAAUGUGGAGGUAGAGAACUUCGCCAGCGGCACAGAGAGAGAAGGGGAGGUGACAGAAUACACCACCAUCCUGCACUUGAGGAACGUGACUUUUGCACAAGAAGGCCGGUAUCAGUGCAUCAUCACCAACGACUUUGGACCUUCUUACUCCAACAAGGCCAGGCUGACUGUGAAUGUACUUCCAUCAUUUAUCAAGACUCCGCGAGACAGCACCAUCCGGGCCGGUACCAGAGCAAGACUGGAAUGUGCAGCAGACGGCCACCCAACCCCUGAAAUCGCCUGGCAAAAAGAUGGCGGCACGGACUUCCCUGCAGCCAGAGAAAGGCGCAUGCAUGUCAUUCCCGACGAUGACGUCUUCUUUAUCAUGGACGUCAAGAUCGAGGAUAUGGGAGUGUACAGCUGUACUGCCCAAAACUCCGCCGGUUCUGUCUCCGCCAACGCCACGUUAACUGUACUUGAGAUGCCAUUUUUGGUUCAUCCUCUAGAAGACCGAGUUGUAUCCACGGGCGCAACGUUAGCCUUACAAUGCAAAGCCAGCGGCAGCCCUCCACCCCGAAUAACAUGGCUGAAAGGGGACGAACCUUUGAUCAUGACGGAGAGACACCAUUAUACGCCUGGGAACCAGCUGCUCAUCAUACGGCAAGUGAUGUCGGAGGAUGCUGGGAAAUACACGUGUGAGAUGUCCAACACGCUUGGAACGGAGCGAGCCUACAGCCACGUCAGCAUCGCGUCCACGGCCGGCUGCCCAGGGGAGAAAGACAAAAUGGAAGGGAUGAUGACUUUUGGCAUCAUCACAAUUGCAGUCGUCUGCAGCAUCGUCCUGACCUCCCUGGUGUGGGUGUGUAUUAUCUACCAAACGAGGAAGAAGAGCGAAGUCUACAGUGUGACCAACACAGAUGAAACAAUUGUACCCCCUGACGUCCCCAGUUACCUGUCGUCUCAAGGUCUUUGCUCCAGCGACGGCUCAGUGAAUCCUGACGUUGAAGCCUGCAAUGUGUUAUACAGACAGCCAAGGCUCUGCACGUGCAACUCCGGGGAGACUUGUAAAACAGCAGAUGGAUUAUUUGGCCCCGAAAACACAGGCUUCAGAUUUCAGGUCGUGUGCACAGACUGCUUGGAUGGCGGCGCCGUGUACAACGGAAAGACUGACUACUGUCCGCAGCCGGUACAAUCCGUAGAUUACUCGUAUCAGAAGCCGGCAGGCAGCCAUGACAGAUUCAUGUGCAACGGGGACACGCCCACGGCGCCCAGUUAUCAUCACAACGUGGCUACGGACGAGGGCAGCAACAUGGAACCCGGGGGCAGCGUAUAUCCCAGCAACCAUGAAAGGAUAGGUGCGGCCGAAGCACAGAGCAAAGACCCAUCCCUGGAGCCAUUAAUCAGGUCGCCGGACAGUGAAGGCUUCCGACCAGUGCCCAGCUCUGACUGUUACCAACCCUACCCUUUACCCGAUCCUCUGAGUGAAGACUCAGCCAAACAGACUCUUCUCCCCAAUGGCCACGCCCCCGCGCUUAUCAACGAGCACAGGUCGCCGACGGCAUCGAGUUCUUCGAAGUGAAACAGUCGUGCAAAACGCAAGAAGACUUUAUUCAUUUGCACUGAAAAGGAUCCGCCUACCUCAUUUCCUUAACGGACUCGCAGGAGAUUGAAACGAACCAAUCAGAACGACCGAGGUGCGAACCCUACGGCUUGUGUGGGACGUGGCCCCUCCCCAUCUGAGCAUCACUGAGUUGUACAUAAGUGAAUUUAAAGCUUCUGUUGGAAGUGUAGCUGUGUAGUUGCACAAUGCAAGGACUUGUACAAACGGGAAAUGUAUUUGAUACAUUGUAAAUAAGAGUUUUGGUACAGAGAUAUAUAUAAAUGUAAAUAUCUAAAAAUAUACUUCUAUUUUACAGAGUCUAUUUUAACCUUUAGUGCAUGAAUGAGUGACGUUUGGCCACUGUGGGACACUUGAUAUUGAGUCAUUGUUGCCCCCCAGUAAAGAAACGGGUGCCUUAUCCAAUAACAGUUCGUUGGGGUUUGAGAUUUCCCGGCUGUGCAGCUUGAAAGCCCAAAAGGAAGGGCCAUAGUGGAGACUGCUGGUGGCUGGGCUUAAUGACAUUGUUUGUGGGUCAGAAUAAUGGACAAAAGAGUUGCCUGACAAUAAGGGCAUCAUGAUAAGCUUACACUCAGUUGGCUUCCUAAUUGCUGGAGAUACCUUCUACCAACCAAAUAGUAUUUUGGAACCUCAUUCGCUUCCAUAGGAAGUGCUCCUUGGUUGCUAAUUCAUAGUAUCCCUAGAGACUUAGAUCCUUGGCUGCUUAAAAUAAGAACACCAGACGCUUCAAUCCUUUCCUUGACUCAAGAGCUUUAGAUGAACCGCAGAAAAGCAGGUGCUCUUCUGAGGUUCCUCUAAAGCUCUUGAGUCGAAGAUGCAAAGUCUCCCUUCCUGUCUUGUGACUGUGCAUGGUCAUUUUGGUGGGGUGGCCAAGUUUAUAACUUGUGUUUGAACAUGUUUCUUAGGCUGGCCUUAUACUCAGUUGGCUUCUUGACUGCCUAAGUCAUUUUUCCUACCCACCAGAGACUUUGAUCCUUGAGUCAAGGAUGAAACGUUUUGCUUCCAGUCAUGUGACCAUGCACUGGUCAUCUUGGUGUGGUGGCCAAGUUUAUAACAUGUUUAGGUGCUCUUCUGAGGUACCUCUAAAGCUCUUGAGUCAAAGAUGCAAAGUCUCCUUUCCUGUCUUGGGACUGUGCAUGGUCAUUUUGAUGGGGUGGCCAAGUUUAUAACUUGUGUUUUAACAUGCUUCUUAGGCUGCCCUUACAAUCAGUUGGCUUAUUAACUGCCUAAGUCAUUCUUCCUACCCACCAGCGACUUUGAUCCUUGAGUCAAGGAUGAAAAGUCUUCCUUCUAGUCAUGUGACCAUGCACUGGUCAUCUUGGUGGGGUGGCCAAGCUCAUAACGUGUUUAACAUAUUUCUUAGGCUGGCCUUACAAUCAGUUGGCUUAUUGACUGCCUAAGUCAUUCUUCCGACCCACCGAAGACUUUGAUCCUUGAGUCAAGGAUGAAAAGUCUCCCUUCCAGUCAUGCGACCAUGCACUGGUCAUCAUGGUGUGGUUGUCAAGGUUAUAAGGCUGGCCUUAUACUCAGUUGGCUUCUUGACUGCCUGAGUCACUCUUCCUACCCACCAGAGACUUUGAUCCUUGACUCAAGAGCAACUGCAGUUCCUCUAAAGCUCUUGAGACAAGGAUGCAAAACUAGAGUCUCCCUUCCAUCCUUGUUACCAUGACCACUGGCCUUUAAGUCACCUUGGUGGAGUAGCCAUGUUUAUAACAUGUGAUUUGAUGUGUUUCUUGGGCUGGGACUUUAUUAUUGCUCUUCAAAAGCCACCUUAGAAAGAGUAGGGUGGAAGACCGUAUCAGAUUGGGUGAAUAUAGGACGGCUUAGUGUAUAUUAAGGAGCCGUGUCUGGUGUAAGAGAAACUGCCCCCUUGCAAUGUAGCAGGUAAAUCACAGGACUAUGUUUAUAUGUGAUGAAGUUGAGAUGCCAAACAUUUGGAUAGUCCUUACUUUUUUUUUUUUUUUAAUAAAUAAUGGGCCCCAGAAAUCAUGGAAGACCCAACUGCACAGAAAUUGCCAGUUUGAACAUGAUGCUUGAGGUCUUGAUAAUGUGCUUCAACAGAAAGCCCAUUUUACAGUAGAAAAUACUUGGAUCCCAUAGGUGCAGCACCCAAUGGAUCAUAUAUAUAUAUAUAUAGGCUUGUAUAGAU